Molecule: messenger RNA, 1478 nt
Organism: Hypoxylon fragiforme
Lineage: Eukaryota; Fungi; Ascomycota; Sordariomycetes; Xylariales; Hypoxylaceae
Product: glyceraldehyde 3 phosphate dehydrogenase
Exons: 3
Coding region: 284-1297 (337 amino acids)
Biological process (GO): glucose metabolic process
Molecular function (GO): NADP binding; NAD binding; oxidoreductase activity, acting on the aldehyde or oxo group of donors, NAD or NADP as acceptor
Source: RefSeq, a predicted model, not a curated record
ACAAGGUACCCACCAAACUAGCCCUGGAUGUUACCAGGAUUACUGCAUCAUAUUUUUUUUCUUAGUACUUUUCUCUCAACCCUUUUUUAUUUAUGUCGCUCAUGCCAUCAUAUAAACUUCCUACCCCUCCAAAUCAAACCCUCUCUUCUUCCUCUCAACAACUCAAUAUUUAAUCUGACCUCUUUCCUCAAAACUAUUUAUUUACUCGAUUGAUCUUUCUUGAUCAAUUUUGGAGUAAUACAAUCCUCAGAUUUAAUUAAAUUACCUACAAACCUAGAUCAAAAUGGUUGUCAAGGUUGGCAUCAACGGAUUCGGCCGUAUCGGCCGUAUUGUUUUCCGCAAUGCAGUUGAGCUCGAGGACAUCGAGGUCGUUGCCGUUAACGAUCCCUUUAUCGAGACUCACUACGCAGAGUACAUGCUGAAGUACGAUUCCACACACGGUAUCUUCAAGGGAACCGUCUCUUACGAGGCCGAUGCUCUUAUCGUCAACGGCAAGAAGGUCAAGUUCUACCAAGAGCGUGACCCUGCUACCAUCCCCUGGAGUGAGACUGGCGCCGAGUACAUCAUUGAGUCUACCGGUGUUUUCACUACCACUGACAAGGCCAAGGCUCACUUGAAGGGUGGUGCCAAGAAGGUCAUCAUCUCUGCCCCCUCAGGCGAUGCCCCCAUGUACGUUAUGGGUGUCAACGAGAAGACCUACGACGGCAAGGCCGAUGUCAUCUCCAACGCUUCUUGCACUACCAACUGCCUUGCUCCCCUCGCCAAGGUCGUCCACGACAACUUCACCAUCAUUGAGGGUCUGAUGACUACUGUCCACUCCUACACUGCUACACAAAAGACUGUCGACGGUCCCUCCAACAAGGACUGGCGAGGUGGUCGUACUGCUGCCCAAAACAUCAUUCCCAGCAGCACCGGUGCCGCCAAGGCUGUCGGCAAGGUCAUCCCUGAACUCAACGGCAAGCUUACUGGCAUGUCUAUCCGUGUGCCCACUGCCAACGUCUCCGUUGUCGACUUGACUGUCCGCAUCGAGAAGAGUGCCUCGUACGACACCAUCAAGGCCGCUAUCAAGGCCGCCUCCGAGGGUCCUCUAAAGGGAAUCCUCGGAUACACUGAGGACGCUGUUGUCUCCACUGACAUGAUUGGCAACAACAACUCCUCCAUCUUCGAUGUCAAGGCGGGUAUCUCCUUGAACGACAACUUCGUCAAGCUUGUCAGCUGGUACGACAACGAGUGGGGUUACAGCCGACGUGUCCUUGACCUUGUGUCCUACAUCGCCAAGGUUGAUGCUGGCAAAUAAAUUAAUGACUUCAAGGAUUUGACGACGGUGGGAACCCAAAUGUGCGGGCGGCUUUCAUUGAAAACAAUGGUUAGGUACUAAAGAAUACGGCCGAGCUCUUUAUGGAGCUCCAUGACACUGGCACGACUUGGGGAUAAGGAUAAUGUAAAUACAAAUGCAAAAAAAGAUUUGAUGCUCUCCA